Messenger RNA from Closterium sp. NIES-67, 4272 nucleotides. Lineage: Eukaryota; Viridiplantae; Streptophyta; Zygnematophyceae; Desmidiales; Closteriaceae. The record is from the annotation of a GenBank genome assembly.
UCAUUUUAGUCGAGUCAACUCAAACGCUUACUGGAUUCCGUGUUCUCAGGGUGCGUAAGAAGAGUCCCGUUUCAGUCUUUCGGGCAUGGCUCAGCUGGGUUCGAAACGCCAAUUCAUCCCGCUCGCCUAAAGUUCUGCAGAGUUUCAUGCAGAUUGCAAGCAGCUUACGGUUAUGGAUUCCGCACACCACCCGCUCGAUCCCUCCGCCUCCUCCCCCCCCGCCUCUCCUGCGCAAGUCCCCCCACAGCAAGUAGCGCACACCUCGCCACCCCAAUCUGCGCCAGCGUCGGAACCCUUCCGCUCCGCGCAUCCAUUCCCCCCCCUUCCGCCGGGUCCGCCGCCCCCUUACCCCUAUAUAGCGCCCUCUUCGUAUUAUCACUAUCCGGCGGCUCACUAUCCCCCUCCUGGGUGGUAUGACUACAGGCGAUAUCCGCCGUUGGCUUUCCCGCACGCGCCAAACCCCCCGAACGCGCAUGGGAAAUCCCCCUCGUACGCGCACGGGGGAAUAUUUCCGCAUGCGUCAAACCCUCCGCUUGCGCCAAACCCCCCGCAUGCUCGAUUUCCCCCCAACCCGUACGGUGGGCUCCCCCCACAAGGGGGGAGCGGAGGGGAGAGAAGCAAUGCAAGCGCAGCAGAACGAGCAGGAGGCGAAUCAGCGACCGCAAAAUGUGGAGGAGGGGCAGCAGGGUGAGCAGAAUGAAGAGCAGCAGCAGCAGCAGCAGGAAGAGACGAAGGCUUGUCUUGUGUCUUCUGCCUCUUACCCUUCCCUUACUACUCCUGUUUUAUCCAUCAACUCUCCUCCUCCUCCCCCUCAUCUCCCUCCUGCUGCUUCCACACAGACUGCAGAAGCUGCUACAGAUGCCGCUACAGGUGUUGCUACAGAUGCUGCAAGCAGUGCUGCUACAAAUGCCGCUACUGACGGUGACGCCACGGCUGCUACAGAUGCUGCAGCAGCCCCGGUCACUGCCCCUCUAUGCACCAAUGCUGCAGUAGCGGCCCCUAGUCCUUCUGCUACAGCUGGUGGUGCCUUUGCCACGGCUGCUACUGUUGAUGGUGCGUCUGCUCCUGCUGCUACAGCUGGUGGUGCCUCGGCUGCUAAUGCCUUUGAUGCCUCUCCCCUUCUUCUGAAUGUCGCUGCUACUGCAUCCGAUUCGUUUGCUCCUCCUGCUGCUGCUCCUGCUCCUGCUCCUGCUCCUGCUCCUGCUCCUGCUCCUGCUUCCGUGCAACAUCCAACAAUAGCAGUGGCACUAGCAGUAGCAGCAGCACCAGAGAAUCAGGACUUACUGCCAUCAAUGGCUGUGCCAGCAGCAGCCAUAUUAGCAUCAGCAGUGCCAGCACCACCACUAUCAGCAGCAGCAGCAAAAGCAGCAGCAUCAGGAGCAGCAGCAGAAGCAGUACCUGCACCAGCGGUACGAACCGCUUUAACGCCACACGCCCCAGCACCAGGCACAGUAGCAGCACCAGCAGCAACGGCACCAGCACCAGACACAGCAGCACCAGCAGCAACGGCGCCAGCACCACAAGCACAAGCACCACAAGCUCAAGCACCACACGCACAAGCACCACAAGCACCAGCACCACAAGCACCAGCACCACAAGCACCAGCACCACAACCAGCACCACAAGCACCAGCACCAGCACCAGAUGCAGCCCCAACGCCAGCAGCAGUAUUAUCAAUAGCACUGCAAACGACAACAGCAGAAGUAGCAGCAUCACCAGCAGCAACACCGCGAUCACAUGCAGCAAUACCGUUAGCAUCACCAGCAGCAGCAGUGGCAGCAGCGGCGGCAUCAGCAUCACCAGCAGCAGCAGCUGUGCCACCACCGCCAGCGCCAGCAGCAGUAUUGCCAUUAGCACCACACACACCAACAGCAGAAACAGCAGCAUCAUCACCAGUAGCAGCAGUGCCAGCAGCAGCAAUACCACCACCACGAGCAGGGGCCGCAUCAUCACCAGCAGUAGCAGUGGCAUCAUCACCAGCAACAGCUGCGCAGUUAGCAGGAGUAGUACCGUCACCAGUCCCAGCGGCAGUACCGUCACUAGUACCAUCAGCAGUGCGAGUGGCAGCAGCAACGGGCAGAGGGGGAGGAGGAGCGGUGGACAGGGAGGGAGUGAGAGGGAGAGGAACAAAGAGAGGAGGGAUAGAGGACAGAAAAGAAGCUGUGGGCAGAAAAGAAGCUGUUGACACAGCUCAAAAGAGGAAAGGCGAGGAGGACAGGGGGGAUGGUUAUGAGUCGACUCAAAUGGAAACUCAAAAGCGAAAGCGUGAAGAGGACAGGGGGGAUGGUUAUGAGGCACCUAAGAAGAGAAAAGGCAGGGAGAGUAGGGAAGCGGUGGAGGGGAGAUUGAGGGAGUGUGUGGGGGAGAGGCGGCUGUGGCAGCUGCUGGAAGACAGAAGCCCGUUGCUGGCGUCUCUAAAGGCGCACGUGAAGCUGCUGUGGAAAGCAGGGAUAGAGGCAGUGCAGCCGUUUCAAGACCUAUUGCUGGCACAUGAGAUAACUCUAGAGGACCUGAAAGGGGAGAAGAAGGGGGCUCUUCAGCUGUUCGCGUUGCUGCUGGGAGCACCGGAGGUAACAUCGUUACGAAAGGAUGAGUUGGCAGAAGUGAUUAUAAGGGCGGAUGCAUGGGAGAGAGUGAGGGGGGAAGAGACUAGAGCAGUAGCUGGUGUGGAGAUGGGAAGCGAGAGAGGAGGAGAAAGAGGGGCUACUGCAAUGGCAGCAACAGGAUCAUCCGUGGGUGAAGCAGCCACAACCGCAGCAGCAGCAGCAGCAGCAGCAGCAGCUGCAGCCAUAGCAGUAGCAGGAGAAUUACCACCACCACCAUUGCCACAACCAAUAGUAGCCGCUAACUCAGCAGUAGCUUCAACAGCAGCAGCAGCCACUAACUCAGCAGUAGCAGCAGCAUGCACAGAAACAGCAGGACCAGCUGUGCCCCUACCCACAGCACCUUCAGCAGCAGCUCUACCUGCAGAACCGUCCCCAGCAUCCCUCCCAACUGCACAGAACCGCACAGUAUCCCCGCAACCUCCCUCGCAGUUGCCAGGACUCCUUUUACCUCAGGAAAUUGGGCUGUCAGGUAUUGGGGAUGAGCGGAUUGCAAGGUUAAACCGGCCUGCAGAUGUGCUUCUAACGGAUUUCCUUGAAAGGAGGAUGCAAUGGGAGUACACGGAGGAGCGGGAGCUGCUGGCUGCCAAGCUGGAGGCAUACGUACGAUCGCUCAUCAGGACGAACCCAGGGGCGCUCAAGGUCUACCAGACGCUGUUCUUUGCACAGUGUGCAGCGGAGGAGGAUCUGCAGUUUGAGAAGCGGGACGUGUUGAGGGUGGUGGCGCUGCUGCUGGGGUGCGCCGUGACUGCCAAGGCGAAGAAGCUGGACCUGGUGAAGGCUAUCGGUGGCAGUCCGCUCUGGCAGGCACAUAAAAGGAGAGAGAGGGGAAGAGGGGCUUCAGAGAAAGGUGGAGGAGGGGUGGGAAGAGGAGGAAAAAAGGAGCACCAGCACCAGCACCAGCAGCAAUAUCACCACCAAUUACAGCAGCAGCGACAACUGCUGCAGCAGCAGCAGCAGCAACAGCAAUGGCAGCACCAGCAGCAACAACUACUGCAGCAACAGCAGAAACAUCAACAGCAACAGCAGGAGCAGCGGCAACAGGAGCACCACCACCUGCAGCAGCAGCACUUGGAGGAGGGGCAGAGCCGAAAGGGGAUCCAGACCUGUGGUAUGUACAAUGAGAGCUUGCUGCAGGCGUUGGCAGGGCAGAGUCCGGAAAGGGGAGAUGAGAGGGAGGAGAGAGGAGAGGAAGGCAUGAAUGGACGUGAGGUGGAGGGGGAAGCCCGACACGCCCAAGGAGGGUUGCGAGGUGAGGGAGAGCAGGCGGGAAUAGCGGGAGAAGAUAAGGAAGAGAAAGAAAUCCGGGAAGAGAGGGAAGAGAAAUAUAAGGACUUCGUAGAGAAAAAGGGAACCGUGGACUUUCCUGGGGGGGGAACGAGGGAGCUUGAGUCUCAGGCAAAGCGUCACCUGGAUAACUUCUUGGGACGCCGGCACCAUCUUGACGAGGUGAUGGGUGAGGUUUCGAGUACAGGUAGGGUGACGUUGCAGCAGUUGCAACGGCUGAAGAAUUUGCUUCGGGCAUAUGCUGCAUAUUGUGAAGCGCAGAACGUGUUAGAAGAGCAGUGUGUUGUAACACAAAGCGCGAUUUAUGAAUAGAAUUGUUUGAAUUGUAAAGAAACAUGCGUCUUCUUUGUAAUUGUGGAACCACUAAAACAAUAGCGGUGUA